Rhizopus microsporus ATCC 52813 is the source of this 1022-nucleotide messenger RNA. RefSeq lists its product as uncharacterized. The record is from RefSeq and is a predicted model, not a curated record. The coding region runs from base 374 to 646 and encodes 90 amino acids. The transcript has a single exon. NCBI's taxonomy places the organism in Eukaryota, Fungi, Mucoromycota, Mucoromycetes, Mucorales, Rhizopodaceae.
GACGACAUUACAUGUAAUGGCUAGAGGCAGUGCCCGUAGAAUUAGUCUAACUUCUGGUGUGUUUUCUGUCGCAUGUAGUGCUUCUCUUCAGUAUUCAGUGCACUUCUUCCUUUUUUUAUUACGAGGAAAACUAUGAUGACACCGUGGACCGUGUAGACGACUGGAUUAUUGAUGACAAUAUUGUGUCUCAGAGCUUUCGCGCUUACCGUGAGCAAUGUUUAUCCAACUGUGCAAAAUAUGACAGCUUGGAUCAACAUUUCAAUGAGCUAUUGUAAGUUAUUCAGCCUUUCCUCUUGCAAGCUCCUCACUCUCCGCUGACCUCACUGAUCCUCUUUUUGCAAAAACGCUUUGUGUACGAAACCAUACCUGUGGAAUGUCUCUCGCCAGCUUCAUUGAAAGCCUCGCACUGGCUGCUUUUGCAGCGGUUGUCAUUCCAGAAAGCCAUGGAAACCAACCUUGCUAUGCCUAUCAAGGGCAUCCUUGUAGUAAUUGCAUCUCAAUGCUUAUGUGUAGUUCUCACGUUUUGUUCUUACAGGCUUUUGGAGGUGAUGAAAUCAAUAGCAUAGAAGCGCAAUUCAGACUGCCAUUAGUCAGGACGGUGGAAGGGCAGCAGCAGAACGUCAUCUGCGCGAUUGAGUCGUUGUAAGUGAUUUUUGUUUGCCAUUUUCGACGCUUAAUGUUUUCUUUUUUUCUCCUGAUAAUCAGGAUUCCCAUAUGGAAGGAUGUUGAUUUGCAGCCUUUGUCCGAAGGCCAUCUUAUUGCUUCAUACGCCCACCCUCUCAUUCAAAGCUUGUUGUCAGUUGAUAACUCGCCCAAACUAUCAUACUGCUAAGUAAUCGAUCACAGGCUUUCAUUAACUCAUUUGUCAUUGUAUGUCAUAGCCCCAAUACCCAAAUAGUAACAGAUGAUCGUGAUCAACGACAUGAUUACGUCGUGGAUACCUACCAACAAUAUCAUUCAGCUACUUGUUGUAUUUAAGUUUAAAGUUGGUAUCGGACAAAGUAAAAAUACGAUGAGACUGU